GCCCGCAGGGCGCCGCCGCCCCCGGCUUGCGCCCCGGCGCUGGCGCGUCCGGGAGCCGCCGAGGGCCGGGGGAUCCUCGGUGUUCAAGCCGCAGGCGAUGCCAGACUGUGCCCUCGGGCUAAAGGAGAGGGACUGGAUUAUUUCCGUGGAGAGCGGAGCAAGCGCGAGUUGUGGCGGAAGUGGGUUUGGAGAGGAGACGCAGGGGUUAUCGGCUUGGAAGCAGUUCUCGUGCUUUAAGGCAGCGACUAGAAAUGGGAAGACAUGAAGAGCAGUGUGUGCGAUGUUUAGAGGCAGUGCCACUCAAAAGUUUUCCCCAAGUUCUGCUUUCCUGUCAUCUCAGCAUAGGAGCGGGCUGAUGUUUAUGUAUGCUGUCAGAGCAGAGGAACCUGCUGUUGAAACAGCAGAGGAAGCUAAGGAACCAGCAGAAGCAGACAUCAAUGAACUUUGUAAAGACAUGUUCAACAAAAUGGCCACUUACUUAACAGGUGAACUGACAGCCACCAGUGAAGACUACAAACUCUUGGAAAACAUGAACAAGUUGACUAGCUUGAAGUACCUGGAAAUGAAAGAUAUUGCUAUAAACAUCAGUAGAAAUCUGAAGGAUUUAAAUCAAAAAUAUGCUGCUCUUCAGCCAUAUCUGGAACAGAUCAACCUAAUCGAGGAGCAGGUUGCAGCUUUGGAGCAGGCAGCUUAUAAAUUGGAUGCAUAUUCCAAAAAGCUUGAAGCCAAGUACAAAAAACUGGAGAAACGAUGAAAUCUACAACAGAGACUUGACUUAAUAAUAAUGUUGAAAUUGGAAGUUGGGUUAAGAGACAGACUGAUCUCUGUUUGUUUAAGUUACAUAAGAGCAAUUACAUACAUUGCCAAGGAGUUGAUUGCAGCUGACAUCAAGACUGGCAACUUUUUGUAUCUAACCUUCUUGAGGCUGAAUAUCUGCCUCUUCUCAAAUGUUUCUGUUGCCUCAGUUAUUGCUCUGUAGUGAAAAAAAGUGAAACCUGUCCCAGACCCUUCUGUUGAUACUGGGUGUCUGUGUGUUAGUCCUAUGUCCCCCAUAAUAUAUUCUACUUAGGAAGAGCCCUCCAUAACCUGUAAAGAUGUUAUUCCUUAGUAGCAUGAGGACCCGAACCUCUUUCAAACCUCUCUUCUCCCCCCCGCUUUUUUUUUUUCCUUCAUUGUGUCUUGCUUUGAGAAGAUACCCUGGCCUUUGGAGUUGUGAGCAUGAUAUUGAAAGUGCUUAAGUUUGGCAUCCAUCUUUGUCUGUUUGAAGUAGAGAGACUAGUUAUGAUAAAUUUAUAAUAAAACUAAACUUACUUCA
Messenger RNA from Dromaius novaehollandiae (emu), 1315 nucleotides. It is a transcript of the gene BLOC1S2, whose product is annotated as biogenesis of lysosomal organelles complex 1 subunit 2. NCBI's taxonomy places the organism in Eukaryota, Metazoa, Chordata, Aves, Casuariiformes, Dromaiidae. The record is from RefSeq and is a predicted model, not a curated record. Gene Ontology annotation, cellular component: gamma-tubulin complex; BLOC-1 complex; BORC complex. Gene Ontology annotation, molecular function: gamma-tubulin binding. Gene Ontology annotation, biological process: endosomal transport; lysosome localization. Bases 281 to 754 code for a protein of 157 amino acids. The transcript is spliced from 5 exons.